CCAACAUACUCGCUCUUGCAUGAGUACAUAGAUAGGUAGAUCCGCCCCCGCAUCUUCCACCGAUCUGCUUUUCCCAGAAUAGCUCAAGCCUCCUUGGUUGCCUACAACAAUCUGUCGGCGUCUACGUGCAAGCCACUCACUGAAAUUUCCUCGACAAGUCGAUUCUGGGAGACGCAGUAUUUCGAGCCUAGCAUGAUGCCCCCGAAACUUUACUUUUUGGUACCGAUUGUCGUCCUCAUCUAUCUAUUGCUGCCCUUUCACGGCGGUGAGCCCCAUAGUGUAUUGGCAGAGGAUAUGCCGGGAGUUGGCAUCUCUUUGUCGGUUGACAAUGCCGUGAUUUCUCUUCGAAAAGAGGAUGGAUCAUUUGAAGACGUCGGUCGUAUCGAAGGCGAUCAAGAAUACGUCGAGAUGAUGUGGAAGUUAUCAUCGCGAGAUGCAAAGCAUCCCAGCCCCCCUUACGACACGAUGGAAGAGCUCUGGAAAGAUUGGCCACGCCAGUUGCGCCGAAGAACGCGCAAAGCACUGGGACUGCCAGCGUCCGCAGAUGUGGGUUUACUGAGCAACAUGCUGAAACAGCUCCUCGAUCUGCCGACUGAUACACCGGGACUUGUCUUACGAGAACUUCCAGUAGUGAUCAGCUUCCCUGCCAUGUACGGCUUGUCACAGGAAGAUAUCGUCGACGCCGCCUCAUAUCUCGGCGUCAAGACGCUAUACGGCCAGCAUAUCUACCAGCCUCGCAAUAUGGUCGCAGCAUUCGCUGGCCAUGGCCGCGGUCUCUGCGAGACGUAUCAAGACAAGGAGGCUUGCAGGCAAGAGGGUCUCCAGAUGCCGGUUCACGAGACUCUGUUUGUGGAGUACACCAAUAAUGCGCUCCUCCUAAACGCGCAGAUUAUGCGCGAAGCUCACGAUCUCGGAAGCCAUGAUACCAGCGUCUACGCUGACUUUAGUCUUGGGAGCCAGCAGAGAGACGGGGGUGACGAGCUUCCUGAAGCAAUCUUGCUGUUUUUACAGAGGUACUAUGGUACGGCGAGUCCGGCCCCGAGGAAGAUGUUAGCUAUCAUAACGGGUCAAGAUGUAGGCGAUGAAAUCGUGGAAGCCGUGAAGAGAGCAGUCCAGGCCUUUGAAUUUGAGCUGGAUUUGCUGGUCUCGGAGCCCGAGUAUGUCACUGCAAGGGGCGCUGCGGAGCUUGCCUGGCGGUCACUCAAACUGUGUGAAUCUUCAGAGCUUUAAAAUUGUAACAUAAUAUUGUGUCAAUCGUUGAGUUGCUCAAAAAAGGAAUGAUAUAUUAGAUAGCAAGGGGCUGAGUAGAAAUGCAAUCACUCAAUAAUCUUUUUUUCGCCAUUCCCGCAAAUCACCACAAUCAGUGCCGUUCGAUCAAAUCUCACAACGCGAAAUAAAUAUACCAGUGCGCACUGCACAAUGUUCGUAUUUGCCAAUUACUUCCCGAUGUGGUAUAUGCAGCCCUCGC
Periconia digitata is the source of this 1468-nucleotide messenger RNA. The record is from the annotation of a GenBank genome assembly. NCBI's taxonomy places the organism in Eukaryota, Fungi, Ascomycota, Dothideomycetes, Pleosporales, Periconiaceae.